Messenger RNA from Drosophila montana, 948 nucleotides. RefSeq names its product Juvenile hormone binding protein 3 (gene Jhbp3). NCBI's taxonomy places the organism in Eukaryota, Metazoa, Arthropoda, Insecta, Diptera, Drosophilidae. The record is from RefSeq and is a predicted model, not a curated record. The transcript is spliced from 3 exons. The coding region runs from base 181 to 924 and encodes 247 amino acids.
GUAAAUCGAAGCGUCAAUUUUCGCUAUAAAACGCGAACGACUCAACAAUUUUGCAUUCAGUACGAUCUGUAGACGGGUUACUAUAACUACAAACACAAACCACUCUAGUCGAGCAGAUAAAACGGUCUUCACGAAAACAAAUUGACAAAAAACGUGACUUAAAUCAAGCCCAAGUUUAAAAUGGAAUCCAGAUUAAUUGCAGCCACCCUUCUGCUCUGCUGCUUUGGCUACGCCUGUGCAGGAAACAUGCCGGACUAUAUCAAGAUCUGUCAUCGCAACGAUCCCGAGCUAUCCAAGUGCGUGAGGCAGAGUGUGCAUAAUUUGCGUCCAUACUUGGGUAAGGGCAUCAAGGAAAUCAAUGUGCCCGCUUUGGAGCCACUCUACAUUGGUGACCUGAACAUACUCGAGGGCGGCAGCAGCGGCAUUACAGUCAAGGCCAAAAAAUUGAACAUCUACGGUGCGUCGAACUUUGAAAUAACUAAAAUGCGCGCCUCCACACAGAAUAGACGCUUUGAUUUCGAGCUGCUUUUACCGCUGCUGCAGGGAGAGGGCCAAUAUGAUAUUAAUGGCAAUAUACUUGCACUGCCCAUCAAGGGCAACGGGCCCUUUGUCGGUAACUUUACCAAUUUUGUAGCUUAUGUGCGCAUCACAUACGACGUUAGGAACGUCAACGACAUUGACUACUUUGAGGUGAAGGAGUUUGCCUUGAAGAUACGCACUGGCAAAGGGCGUUUGCGUCUGGAGAAUCUCUUCAAUGGCGACAAGGUGUUGGGAGAUGUUAUCAAUCAGACGAUCAAUGAGAAUUUUGAGCUCUUCACGAAUGAGGUGAUAGCGCCCAUUGCUCGCGCACUGGAGGUUAAGUUCCUGGCGAUUGCCACUAAAAUCCUGGAGAAUUUUACCUACAAUGAACUGUUUCCAGUUUAAUUAAAUUAUAUACUUAAUGUUCUA